AUGCCUCACCUGCCAGGCAACGUGGCUUGCAUGCAGCAGAGGUCGCUUGUGUCAGAAGCGAACUCUGACACCACUAGGAAGUUGACACAUCAACAUAUCAAAUUCGCUACUGCUCUGGACGAACUUGCCCUCGUGUCAGUUUGCCACAAGUUAAACUCCCUUGGUAAUCUCCUAAAGUUAAACCAGAUUGAUUUGUCAAGAAAUGAACUUGUGGGAAGAAUACCCACAAGUUUUGGCAAUUUUCAAAACCUGCUCUACAUGGAUUUAUCCAGCAACAAACUCAAUGGAAGCAUACCUAUGGAAAUCCUCAAUCUCCCUACUUUGAGCAAUGUUCUAAACUUGUCUAUGAACUUCUUGAGUGGACCAAUACCUCAAGUUGGGAAAUUGCCUAGCGUUGCCUCCGUUGACUUUUCUAAUAACCAAUUGUAUGAUGGCAUCCCCAGCUCAUUCAGCAAUUGUCUGAGCUUGGAAAAAUUGAUUUUGUCCCGGAAUCUUCUUUCAGGUCCCAUUCCAAAAACUCUUGGAGAUGUGAGAGGCUUGGAAACUUUGGACCUCUCUUCCAACCAACUCUCAGGAUCCAUUCCUAUUGAGCUUGAAAAUCUACGUGCCCUUAAGCUUUUAAACCUCUCUUACAAUGAUCUAGAAGGAGCUAUUCCUAGUGGUGGAAUUUUCCAAAAUCUCACUGCUGUCCAUGUAGAAGGCAAUAGAAAACUCUGCUCGCAUUCCUUAUGUGUGCCUCAUGGCCAUGGAAGAAGAAAUGUCCGACUUUACAUCAUCAUAGCCAUUGUGGUAGCGUUGAUACUAUGUCUCACAAUUGGCUUGCUACUAUACAUAAAGAAUGGAAAAGGGAAGGUAACAGCAGCACCAGCUUCUGAACUGCUAAAGCCUCAUGCUCUAAUGGUCUCUUAUGACGAGCUUCGUCUUGCAACUGAGGCGUUCAACCAAGAAAAUUUAAUAGGAAUUGGGAGCUUUGGUACAGUAUAUAGAGGCCAUUUAAGUCAUGGAAAUACUGUUGCAGUGAAAGUGCUUGACACUCUAAGAACUGGUUCUUUAAAGAGUUUCUUUGCAGAGUGCGAGGCUAUGAAGAACUCAAGGCAUAGAAAUCUUGUUAAGUUGAUCACAUCAUGCUCCAGUGUUGACUUUAAAAACAAUGAAUUUUUGGCUCUGGUCUAUGAGUACUUGUGUAAUGGGAGCUUGGAAGAUUGGAUUACGGGAAGGAGAAAGCAUGCAAAUGGAAAUGGGUUGAACCUUAUGGAGAGACUGAAUAUAGCUAUUGAUGCUGCUUGUGCAUUGGAUUACCUGCACAAUGAUAGUGAAAUUCCUAUUGUGCAUUGUGAUUUGAAGCCCAGCAACAUUCUCCUGGAUGAAGAUAUGACUGCAAAGGUUGGAGACUUUGGAUUGGCUAGGUUGCUGAUUCAAAGAUCAACUCAUCAAGUUUCCAUCAGCUCCACUCAUGCCCUUAGAGGUUCAAUUGGUUACAUACCUCCAGAGUAUGGAUGGGGAGAGAAACCAUCUGCAGCUGGAGAUGUAUAUAGUUUUGGGAUAGUGUUACUAGAACUCUUCUCUGGGAGAAGCCCAACUGAUGAAUGCUUCACAGGAGGACAAAGCAUAACAAGAUGGGUGCAAACAGCAUUCAAAGAUAAGACUGUGCAAGUCAUUGACCCUCAGCUGCUAUCCCUCAUUUUUCAUGAUGACCAUGCCAAUAGUUCCAAUCUACAACUCUCUUGUAUGGAAGCAAUUGUAGGAGUUGGCCUUUCAUGCACUGCAGACAAUCCAAAUGAACGCAUUGGCAUUAGAGAUGCUCUUCGCCAACUAAUAGCUGCUAGAGACUCUCUUUUGAAACUCUGAAUUAUUAAGAAGAGUCCUACUAAUCCUACCAAGCGUAACUUUCAACUUUCAAUAAAAUGAAUUGUAUCCAGAGUGAAGGUUGGCACCGUAUGAUCUCUGCUGCUAUGCUUAGUUGAAAUAUGACCAAAGAAUAUAUAAUAUAUAAUACUACUGUUACUGUAGAUCAAAGUGAUACUCUUGUAGACCACAAACUUUGAAUAGUGUAUUAAUAGAUUAUCAGCCAUGUCAUCUGUGGAUCUGUGAUAAAACUCAUGUAUUGCCAUAAAGAAGGAUGGUGGAC
Gastrolobium bilobum is the source of this 2128-nucleotide messenger RNA. RefSeq names its product receptor kinase-like protein Xa21. The transcript has 3 exons. Gene Ontology annotation, biological process: protein phosphorylation. Lineage: Eukaryota; Viridiplantae; Streptophyta; Magnoliopsida; Fabales; Fabaceae. The record is from RefSeq and is a predicted model, not a curated record. Gene Ontology annotation, molecular function: protein binding; protein kinase activity; ATP binding. The coding region runs from base 1 to 1848 and encodes 615 amino acids.